AUGUUGCUCGGACGGAGUCUGCCGCUCAACGUGCAGGCGCUGAUAUGCUCGUACUUGCCAAGACGAGCACAGACGGCACUCUGGCGGGCAGCGCGACCUUCUGCCGGCCUCUUCGUCUCGACCACCGUCUCCCUCUCGUCGACGACCCCUCUCUUUGCCGACCCUGUUCCGACGUCGACCACUCUCCGCCUCGCAGAAGAAGCUCGAAUCGCCUCGCACUCGGUAUUCGAAGAUGACGACCCCGAGUACGAGAACGUCCCUCUCUCGCGACUCGACAAUCCACCUGUCCCUCGCUCGCCAGACGACUCCCUCCUUUCCCUCCUGCGUGCCGGCCAAUGGGGCGAAGCUGCCACAUUACUCCACGAAUUGCGAGACGUCUCGCAUCAGUCCAUCCCUCCUCGCUACGACUUUGCGACCUUCGCCCUCGCCGCUGAACGCGACAUCGCGGCUCACACGACCGAUCGAACGUGGUUAGAGUGGUGGAAGCUGGCGCCGUGCGUGACAGACCGGACGCACGAUGAGGUGAUCAACUUGCGAGGUGCGGACAUGCGCAUGGCCACGCAGGCGGAGCGAAUCGUCAAGCGGAUCCUCGAGGCGCCAGAUCUCGCCGUCGAAGCGGGCGCAGCGGACGCCUCGAUCGACUGGCAGCUUCUCGAAGAUUUUGCGGCGGUCCUUUCGCAGCAAGGACAUGCUCGAACUGUGGCGGCACACAUCUUGCCAACGUUCGCCUGCUACGGUUCGCCGGCUGCGUUCGAGCGCAUCUUCCGCACCGCCCUAGCAUCCGUCGCCGACCUCAAAGAUAGAUAUACGCCCGAGGGCGCCUACCUCUACUACGAACCGGCUUUGGGCGCGUCUGUCAAGGAGCGCUGGGAUGAGAUGGUCGAGCAGCACCCGGCCGAUCCUGCAGGACGGCAAGCACAGGUCUCGCUCAUGCGCCAUUGGUGGGCCGGUCGCUGCGAGCGCGAGCUGAAGGAGUUGAUCUACGCGCGCUCGAGGGCCGUUACGACGUUCCUCCGGCUCGGCAAACUCGACGCAGCCGUCGACCUCGUCCUUGCCUUGCCCGACGUGCAGCGCAUCUCGCCCUCGACGCGCAUCGACGUUGCGAAGCCGAGCUACCUCGAGCUUCUCGGCACUCUCGCCCAGUACGGAUGGUUCGAAACGUUCGAGCAGGUCUACCAGUCGUUCCUGGACGGCGGACGGCGGUUGAUCCGGAUUGACAAUCCCGGCCCGGCGAUGCGAUGGCCCUUCUACGUUCGUUCUUCCCGCUACAAGACGGGCCAACCUUUGUACUCGGCACGCGAGGCGUUCACGUCGUUCCGGUACCAGACUACUGUCACCUCCAUCGAGGAAGGACCGAUGGCGACGCAGGAGCAGGCGCUCAGCAUGGGCUCCGACUCGCCAGUCGAAGAGGCGGAAGACUCGGUUGGGAAUCAGCGCAGCGAGACGAUUCUCCGGCUGGUCGAGGAGGACCGCUUCGAGGAGUCGGCUGCGGCCGUCGCGCAGUACGUCCUGCUCGACACGUCGCUUCCGUCGGCCAACGCCCUCGCAACAUGGAUCGACUACGCCCGAAGUCUUGCCGCCAACUCGCGUGAAGCGGCGGACGUCCUGGCGGCGGUCGAGGAACAGGCGUGCGGGCGGCUAUUGCAGCGGACGUUCUGGUACAACGCCGAGAUGCUCUCCUCGCUGCGGGCAGAGCGGUACUACGAGGUGCUGCGGCUGUACCUACAAGCGUUCGACGUGACGGCGCUCCCUCGAGCCGCACGGUACGCCAUCUGGUCUCGCGUACAACAUCGUAUCUACUCGCACUGGCGGACUAGGAGCCGGCUGGUCCCUCAGGCCUACACUGUCGCCGUCCUCAUGCAGGCGCUGGUCGGCUUCAUCGAGAAAGAGGCGGCAGGCUCUAGCCGCGCCUUCGUCGAAGACGCGGGUCAACUGAUCGAGGCCAUCUACAUUGGACUCAAAGACCCGAACCAGAUCUCGAUGGUUGCGCCCAAACGAGCGACGGCAACCGCGACCUCGGACCUCGACGCGCCGGUCCCCCUUGUCCCGCACAAUCCGUACACCUUCAUUCCCUUCCUCCUCUACCGCUGGCACAAGGAGCUGCCGCCCCUCUGCGUCCUCGCCAUCCUCAGCGACAUGCAGAAACUCGGCAUCCGCCCGGAAGCGCCGCAUUACUCGAUCGUGCUCAAUUCGUUCGCCAAGCUGGGCGACUCGCCGUCUGUCGAAAGGCCGAACACGGCGCGACGAGGUUCCGCCGACCUCCUCUACCUCCUCUCCGUCUUCGAUCCUGAGACGUUCCCCCUCGAGCCGUCCGUUGUUCAGGCCGCCUCACCCGCCGUCGUUUCUUUCGCCCGCACCGUCCCACCUCCCGCCACGCCUCUCCCCGUCCACACGUACACCGGCAUCAUUGCGGGCUUGCGGCUACGCUCAGAGCGUGCGACGAUCGUCAAGGUGGUCAAGCAGUUGGCCGAGCGAAGAAUGGAGGACGUCCAGCAGUGGGCGCGCGAGGACGAGCGGUUCAGGGAGGAGUUGCGGUCGCUCAAGGGUGCGAUUGAACCUGUAGAGAAGAGGUGGUGA
Messenger RNA from Rhodotorula toruloides NP11, 2577 nucleotides. RefSeq lists its product as uncharacterized. The record is from RefSeq and is a predicted model, not a curated record. Lineage: Eukaryota; Fungi; Basidiomycota; Microbotryomycetes; Sporidiobolales; Sporidiobolaceae. Bases 1 to 2577 code for a protein of 858 amino acids. The transcript has a single exon.